This is a messenger RNA of Malus domestica (apple), 972 nucleotides long. NCBI's taxonomy places the organism in Eukaryota, Viridiplantae, Streptophyta, Magnoliopsida, Rosales, Rosaceae. The record is from RefSeq and is a predicted model, not a curated record.
CAAGUAGGGGAUGUAGGACCCGAAAAUAGGUAGCAAAUUAAUUAAUUGUUGGGACUGGUUCAAGUCAUCAAUCAUCAAGUGAAGUGGCUAGUAGCUUAGCCACGUACGGAUUUGUCAUCGGCACAAACGCAAAUGUGUGUUCUCUUAUCUUUUGAAGUCUUUGGAGAUGAGGUGACUCUAUCAUUUGGAUUUCUAGUGCUCUUUUGGCCCUUCGCUUCGAUAUCUGUGGAUAACAACACUUCCCUUUUGGUAUUUUAGGUCGUCUUUUGUUCUAUAUAACCCCUCUAAAUAUCUUUUCUUCCUUGAACUUUUUUUGGCUUCUAUAUCUGUUUUCUUCCUACCUCUCUCUCUUCUAUUCUAUUCUUCUUUUAGCCUUUCAUGCCUUUUGUUUUUGUCCAAACCCUAGACUCAUCGAGACUCGGGAGAAAUGUAUCACAGUCAUCACUUUGGUCCAUGUCUGCAUUGCCACUCUCAAAGCUACAUUAGAAUGGUUCAACAUCUUAUUGAGAGAUGCUUGCUACUUCAAAUGAGUCGUGACCAAUGCGUAAAGGUGUUAGCAGAGCAUGCAAGCAUUAGGCCACUCGUCACGCUUACAGUGUGGAGAGAGCUACAAAAAGAGAAUAGGCACUUCUUCCAAGCAUACUUCCACUCAAUUUCUCCCAGGCCUUUAAUAGGCAGUUAUAUUCAAAGGCGGGCAAGAUUUGGAAGAAGGAAACAGUACUAGAAGUGAAUGUGUGAUUACUCUGAAACAUACGAGUGAAUCAGAAAACAAAUUAAUUACAGCUCAAAAAUUAGCUACCAUCAUUUUGAAUAUCCUAGAUUGUAAUUAUAGCUGUAAAUAAGGUUCGAUGAUUCGGAAAAUGGAUAAAAUCCCAAUCAAGUACCAAUUUUUUUGUGCUACGUACUCAUGACUCUGUGUGCCACAAAUAUAGGUUUUAUCUAUUUUCCCACAAGGGCUGGGCCAUUUUUGAA